Molecule: messenger RNA, 5346 nt
Organism: Cyphomyrmex costatus
Lineage: Eukaryota; Metazoa; Arthropoda; Insecta; Hymenoptera; Formicidae
Exons: 6
Coding region: 1-5346 (1781 amino acids)
Biological process (GO): DNA integration
Molecular function (GO): nucleic acid binding
Source: RefSeq, a predicted model, not a curated record
AUGUCAGUAACAAUAUCACGUUUCUUUUUGUAUAAGCUGAAAAUGUUGAGAAACGAUGGUCAUCACUUCGAGACAUGUUUAGUCGUGAAGAAAGGAGAAAAAAACUGCCACCAUCAGGAUCAGGCAGUAGCGAAAAUAAAGAGUGGCACCUGUACCGAUCACUACUUUUCCUAUCUUCAUAUAUUGCUCAUAGAAAAAAAUUUGAGCUCCCAACCAGUGCACUUUCAGCAAGCCAGUUCCCAGCAGGUUCAUUCAUUGGAAAAAUAUGAUGAUCAAGCUAUAGAUGAGACACCGCAGGAAAUAUGGGAAUAUGUACCAGUGGUAGAUGAUAUUUCUGAUAAAUCACAGAUCAUCGACAAUGUUGUUGAAUCUUGUCCUGAAUCUAUAAGAUCAUUAUCAACUGGCAAUAGAUCUAGCUCAUUUUCGUCUUGCACAUCAACACCACUGAUUUCACAUAUAAAACCAAAAUCGAAACAAAUCGUACCUCCAAUGGACAAUUUUGCACAACGAAAAAAGAAAAAAAGUGCUCUUUUAGAUGAUACACUUGCAGAGACAGGUGUUGCAAUAUCUGAUACAAUGAAUACUUUUUCAACACUGAUUGCCAAUACAAAUAAAGAAAAGGAUGGAUAUAUGCUUGCAAUAGAAAAAGGGUUGAGACAUAUCCCUGGGAAAAGUAGAACCCAAUGCAUCAUCGAGUUCAACGAGUUACAGUUGGAAAUUGCCGAGUUAUUAGAGCUUUCGAGUGAGUUAGAAAAUGUCGGAGAUCUUAAAAUCGAACAAGAAACCGAAUGUGCGGCUUUCGAAGAAAAUUAUUUUAGUACUGCCGGUAAGAUCGACGCUUUGAUAGCUUCCUCGUCCGUGUCGGCGAGUGCAAAUAGUAUGCAAAAUAGCACGUCAGACGCCCAUGUGACAGAGCAGUCGCAAAUCGUUCAAGGUGAUGUUCGCCAAGUUCAUUUACCGAAAAUCGCGAUACCGAAAUUUAGCGGUAAUUAUGAGGAUUGGUAUCCCUUCUACAACACGUUCGAAUCUAUGAUUCAUUUGAAUACGAAGUUAACGGAUAUUCAGCGUUUCCAUUACUUGAUCUCUUCUCUCGAAGGUGACGCCGCCCACGUUAUUAAGUCAAUACAAAUCACUUCUGAUAAUUAUCGUGAGGCCUUAGACCUAUUAAAGCAACGUUUUGAUGAUAAAUCUGUCAUUUCGCAAGAGCAUAUCAAGUCAUUAUUUAAUUUGCUUGCGGUGUCAAAAAGGGAUCAUGUAGCAUUGAGAAAGUUAGUGGAUGACGUGUUGCGCCAUUUGCGUUCCCUGAAAGGCUUAGGCAGGCCAGCUGAGCACUGGGACGAUCUCAUUAUCCAUUUAAUCAUUACAAAACUAGAUUCGAGUAUUAUUAGUGAUUGGAAGGAUCAUAUUCAAACAGGCGAAAUGCCUACGUUAAAGCAAUUCACUGAUUUUCUUUCGCACAAAUGUAAAACGAUGUCAAUUAUAUCAAACAACGCAGUCACUGACGCAGCCGUUUCAAAUCCGCGUAAAACCGGUAAAACAUCCAAUGUACACGUAUCUGCUAUCAAUAUUUGCUGCGCUUAUUGCAAAGAAAAACAUUAUAUUUUUCAAUGUCCAACCUUUUUAAAAUUAUCACCAGAAGAUAGAAUUAAACAAGCCAGAAUAAAAAGGUUAUGUCUCAACUGCGUACGCUCCACCUCUCAUCAAGCCAAAGAAUGUAGAUCGUCUACGUGUCAAACAUGCUGCAAAAAGCAUAACACGCUACUUCACAUACAGGAUAAGUCACAGUCGAAGGAAGAAUCUACGGAUCAGCUCAAUCAAGCAAGUAAUGCUGGCGUCGUCGUCUUAGCGCAUCAUGUUGUUCCAGAUAAGUAUCAGCAAGUUAUAUUAUCCACAGCAAUUGUCAAGGUUUGUGAUCGAAGUGGCAACAUGCAUCCAUGUCGAGUACUAUUAGACUCAGGAUCUCAAUCCAAUUUUAUUACUGAUAAUCUCGCCAAGGCGUUGAAUCUCAUUAAGAAACGAGCCCAUAUGUCCGUUACAGGAAUAAACAAAUCUCAGACUCACUCCGAGCACGUAGUCAAUGUACGAAUCAAAUCAAUGCAUACUUCCUUUUCACAGAACAUCGAAUGUCAUGUAUUGAACAGUAUUACGGGCAACCUGCCUCCAGCACGUAUUAAUGUCAACGACUUCAAGAUACCGAACAAUAUACGGUUAACUGACCCUCAAUUUCAUACACCAGGCGCAAUAGACAUACUCAUUGGCGCUGAAAUUUUCUGGCAGUUAUUAUGUGUGGGUCAAAUAUACGUGGAUACGAGUCUGCCGAUAUUACAGAAAACCCAGCUGGGUUGGAUCAUCGGCGGUAAGACAUACAAUGAUGGUCCGAUAAGGUCCGAAAUAUGCACGUUGUCAAUCAAUCAGCAAAUCAAUCAAGCAGUAAACAAGUUUUGGGAAAUGGAGCUUAUCACUAAUGAAGCAACGCUCAAUCCUGACGAGAAGAAUUGUAUGGAACUUUUCACAGAAACUACCACAAGAACCGCAGAUGGACGUUUUGUCGUACAAAUGCCUGUCAACGAGGCUAAAUUGCAGCAAUUAGGUGAAUCUCGUACCACGGCGCUAAGUAGAUUUCUUAGCUUGGAACGUAAAUUACAAAAACAGCCAAUAAUCAAGGAUCAGUAUGUUCAAUUCAUGAACGAUUAUCAUGCCUCAGGGCACAUGAAACGCAUCAGCAACGAGCAAGAAUUGGCGCUCAAUCCGCGCUAUUACAUACCUCAUCACGCUGUAUUGAAAAGUGAUAGUUUGACAACGAAGCUUUGGGUAAUAUUUGAUGCGUCGUGUAAGAGCAGCAGCGGAGUGUCUCUUAAUGAGUGUCUAUCGGUGGGACCUACUCUACAAAAGGAUUUGUUCUCAAUUCUGCUACGUUUUCGUACCUUUCAAUAUGUCAUUACAGCUGAUAUUACUCAAAUGUACCGCCAAGUGCUAAUAGACGAGUCGCAAACAUCACUUCAGACAAUUCUCUGGCGAACUGAUUCAAGUGAAGAGAUAGCAGCAUUCGAAUUGAAAACCGUGACCUACGGCAUAGCAUGUGCCUCCUUUCUAGCAGUAAGAACUAUGCAGGAAUUAGCCAACAUAUACGCAUCGUCUUUUCUAGUGGGUUCCAGCACAAUUAUCAACGAUUUCUAUGUCGAUGACCUGUUAUUAGGAGUUGAUACUGAACAGAAAAUCAAAACAAUACGAGACGAAACCAUCAAGGUACUGAGCUUUGAAGGCUUUCAUCUUAAGAAGUGGUCGUCCAAUUGCUCUAAGCUACUACAGGACGUACCUUGUGCCGAUGUUUGCGAACCCGUUCAUUUCAUCAAUCUUGAGGAGGAAGUGCCUACGUUGGGUAUGCAUUGGAACACGAAAAAUGACGAAUUUCAGUAUCACAUCAAUCUCUCUAGCCACUCAAGAGUUACGAAACGCAUCAUGUUAUCUACAUUAUCAAGGAUAUUCGACCCUUUGGGUCUUUUGGGGCCUAUAACACUCAUAGCCAAGAUGCUUAUACAACAAGUCUGGCGGCUUAAUUUGGAAUGGGAUGAAGUCGUACCUAUGAGUUUACACACCUCUUGGGUGAAAUUCGAAUCUCAAUUAAGUAUGAUUACGAACUUCAAGGUUCCACGUUACGUAGCAUGCAAGGACGCAAUCAACAUUCAGAUCCAUGGUUUCUCAGACGCGAGUGAGAAGGCCUAUGGAGCCUGCGUUUAUCUUAGGGUCACUGAUACAAAGAAUCAAACUUUUACGCGACUACUGUGCUCAAGAUCUCGCGUCGCUCCUUUAAAGGCAAUUACUCUACCGCGAUUGGAGCUGUGCGGAGCACUACUGCUGGCACAAUUAGUGGACAAGGUGUUGAGUGCCAUACGUUUCAAACCGAAGGCGGUAUACUAUUGGACGGACUCCACGAUAGUGAUACACUGGAUAAAGGCUACGGGAAAGAAUUGGAAUGUUUUCGUUGCUAACAGGGUUAGUGAAAUCCAUCGAUUAUCACAAGCAGACAGCUGGUUUCAUGUUGCUACAGAGUGCAACCCAGCUGAUUACAUAUCCAGAGGUGCCUUUCCUUCUACCUUAAUCAAUUCUACCCUCUGGUGGUUUGGCCCACCAUGGUUAGGGGAGGAGGCUCACAAUUGGCGCACAGAUAUUCCGCCUGUGUCACUCAGCGAUUUGCCAGAACAGAGGCAUAUUAUCAAGACUAUGAUCAGUGCCAAGGAUGAACCAGACUUAUUCGAAAGGUUCUCAUCCUUGAAUAAGUUAAUUAGAGUCAAUGCUCUUUGUGUAAGGUUUGUAAAUAAUGGAAAAGGUCAAGCAACCAAAAGUGUAGGGCGCAUAACCACUCAAGAACUAUUGAAUUCUAAUUUGAGUCUCGUGAAAAUGGUACAGCGGACCGCAUUUCAACAGGAUCUACACGCACUAAGGACACAAGGAAGCGUAUCGCGAAGGAGUCUGGUCAACUUCGCAAAAAUAGUAAAAGCGUAUGUUGCUGUUUUCAUAUGUCUAUGCACAAAGGCCGUCCACAUAGAAUUAGUGAACAAUCUUUCCACUGAGGUGUUUCUGAACGCUCUUAAACGUUUUAUUGCCCGUCGAGGCAAGGUAUGUCAUAUAUACUCCGACAAUGGUACAAAUUUUCAAGGAGCAUCAAACACCUUGAAAGAACUUUACCACAUGCUUCACAGUAAGGAUCAUCAAAAUAAGUUAGAUAACUUACUCAACGAGGACCGCAUUAGUUGGCACUUCAUACCCCCUCAUGCUCCACAUUUUGGUGGCAUCUGGGAAGCUGCUGUCAAAUCCACAAAAUUUCAUUUAAAGCGCGUCAUCGAUGACGCAGCAUUAACAUUCGAAGAAAUGUGCACUGUGCUUGCUCAAAUCGAGGCAGUAUUGAACUCGCGUCCAAUCACACCCUUAUCGAGCGAUCCUAAUGACCUAUCCUAUUUAACCCCUGGACAUUUCCUGGUUGGAGGCGCGCUUACAGCUGUUCCGCAGCAAGAUGUCACACAUCUACCUGACAAUAGGCUUUCACGUUGGCAACGAGUUAGCCAAAUAUUUCAACAUUUUUGGAGACGAUGGAGUCGUGAGUACUUGCAGCAAUUGCAGCAACGCACUAAAUGGCGACAAUCAAAGGGGUUGCACCCUGUUAUUGGCGAUAUGGUUAUGAUGCAAGAGAAUGAUUCAUUGCUUCUCCGAUGGACAAUCGGACGCAUAAUAGACGUCUACCCUGGCGCAGAUGGAAUUCCCAGAGUGGUUUCAAUUCUCACCGCCAAAGGAACGUUUAAGAGACCAAUAACCAAAAUUUGCGUACUACCACUUCGCAAGGAAAAUUAA